AUGUGUGCCAUCAAGAGAGCUGCAGGGGAUGAUUUCCAGUAUCCAUGCAACCGUGAGCUAACUGUGAUGGCUAAGCGGCUCAUUGAGUACUACCCAAUGCUGCGGGACAGGUCUGCAGCCGUUGGAGCUGAGUGGGAAUCUGUGAAGAAGCAGCUUUUAAAAAGGGUCCAGAAUGUGAUACCCGUCAAAAAGAAGCAGGGAGCAACUCCUUCGAGAAAGAGGCGAUUGGACAUUAGCUUUGAGAGCAGCAGCCAGCCAGAGUCAUCCGCUGAUGACACUGAGUCCUGUGCUUCAACUGUAAUCUUGGAUCUAAGCUCACCACAGUCGACAAGCAGUUCCUCAGAGUGUGAACAAGUGGAUGGAGGGCCUAAAACUACUGACAGCCCACAGAACCAGGCAAGGCACUACAAAGUUCUGCAGGAGCUCUACAAAUCCAGGCCCAGACCCAACAAGAAGGAUGUUGCCCAGCUCUUGGACCUUGAAUACCAAGCAAGACGGGCUUACAUUGACUCUGAUGUGAUGAAAGAGCAGGACAGACCUACCAAAAUUCUUCAAGCAUAUCCCUGCUUCAGAGAAGUGGAUCAUAUAUUGGAUGAACUGCAGAGGAUCCUCAAUCAAGGAAACUCCCACUUCAUACCUGAGCUUAAGAACCGCUGGGGGACCUUUUGUGAGAAGGCCCAGUUUUAUGGAGUUUACAAAAAAGUCAUGAGGCCUCCGUUGUCAGAUAAAGUAAAGCAAAACAUUGCCAUGAUGAAGGCUUUGCCGGACAUGUUCCCAUCACCGUUUGCGCCACCCAAGAAGCUAGGACAUGCAAGUGAGGGUAUGCUUCACAUCCUUGAGUCAGUGGAAGACCCCAACACCUUCCUCCAGGCAAGACCACUCCUCAGCCCUGUCGUGAUUGUGUGCGAGACAAACUGUAUCCUGGCCAUCGGCACCAUGCCUGUGCUCAUCUUCCCCAAAGACGACAUCGCUGACAACAGAGGUACUGAUUGA
Molecule: messenger RNA, 993 nt
Organism: Eleginops maclovinus (Patagonian blennie)
Lineage: Eukaryota; Metazoa; Chordata; Actinopteri; Perciformes; Eleginopidae
Exons: 7
Coding region: 1-993 (330 amino acids)
Source: RefSeq, a predicted model, not a curated record